UCAGUUGUAAGACCAUCAAUGACAAUGAUACCUUAUUCGUAGCGGCGGCCGCGACCCACGUGCCCGACCUCCCUUCGUAUUCCCAUCAUUGACAUGACUGCAUUUCCCUUGACACUUGCAUUCUUUUCUUCCGCGCCCUCACGCGCAUGGGAGGGGCCUGACAGCGUUUGAGCCCUGUCCGCGCGCCGCUGCACAGGAGUGUUGGUUGCCUCACCCGGCUAGUCCAAGCGCGCUUUGCCCAGAUCAACCAACCUGUUCCCCCUCUAUCCACUCGUCUGCGCGUACGAGGGGUCUCACCGGGGCUCAUGGAAUACGAAGACAUCGAUAUCGUGUCGCAGGCACAGACGGCGCUCACGCAGGACUGCUCAUAUCUCGUCGCUAUGUCCAUUCUCCUGUGGGACCAUGCCCUGACAUUCGACCAAGAGAUCCAGUACAUCUGGGCUCGUAAGAAGAGGAUGAGCGCGUAUCUCUUCCUGGUCGUGCGCUACGGGGUCAUCGUCGCCAAUCUCCCCCACCUCAUCUUCAUCUAUGCGCCCAUAUCUUUGACGGUACGGGACCCGAUAUGGCUGAGAAAUGCUAUCUCGUCGCUAUUACGCAUCAGGUCGGUAUGUUGCUCACGCAACUGGUGGUGUCUGGUCCUGAUCAUGAUCGGGCGCGUUUACGCGCUCUCUGGACGAAACCGCCGCCUGCUUCUCUCCAUCAUUCUGAUCGCUAUCAGCCUUGUCGGCUUGACCGCCUGGAGUCUCCGUCAAGGGCAGCGCGGCUAUCCCAUAACCGUCGUCCCGGGGUGUCAUCUGGGAGUUUCGCAACUGGGUGCCAGCCGUGGGUUCCGCUAUCUUGCGCCGCAGUCCUUCGGAUUGAUCUGUUCCCACAGGCCUCAGCAUUUGUUGGAUCUGCCUGUUCACCUUCGACACGAUUAUUUUCGGGCUGACGCUCUAUUUUGGAAGCGUUUCUCGACGGGAAGUAGGCGCGCGGAUGCAUAUGCCUUUGCAUCGCGUUCUAGUUUUCGAUGGUGUGCUGUUUAUUACGGGACCAUGGCUCUGGCAAAUCUGGCGAACAUUGUCACCUUCCUGACUCCAAAUCGCCAUAUCCGGGGCACUCUCGCCUCAUUCGCCACCUGUUUUUCCGUGACCAUGCUGGUCCGGUUAAUGCUGAAUAUCCACGGCCGGUCUGAAGACGGAAUAUUGAACGACGACAACCUCAGCCGCAUCGUCGCUGCAUUCAAUCUCGAGCCCGUCAGUGAUCCCGAGUCUGAUCACGACCUCAUCCGUGAGGAGCCUCGCGCGCGAGACAGCCAUUCUCGCUCGCCUGCUGGACUCGUUCGGUCAGGUAUCGGCUCUCCACAUAGAGAUGAGGGUUGACCUCGAGAUCGGAUGGCUCGUGUAAAAUCAUCGGAUGUAGUGCAUAUAUUGUAGUAGUUUGUACAUAUAACAUGGACGCAAGGAGAACGGACGCGGACCUUUGUCCCUGA
This is a messenger RNA of Mycena citricolor, 1471 nucleotides long. Lineage: Eukaryota; Fungi; Basidiomycota; Agaricomycetes; Agaricales; Mycenaceae. The record is from the annotation of a GenBank genome assembly.